AUGCGGGGCGAGUCAGCCUCGAUAUUACCCACGUACCCCCUUACCAGCUAUACUUUCGGUACCAAGGAGCCGCUGUACGAACGCGACCAGUCGGUGCAGGCUCGCUUCCAGAGAAUGAGGGACGAGUAUGACAAGGUCGGCAUGAGACGCUCUGUCGAAGGUGUUUUACUAGUGCAUGAGCACAGUCUGCCCCAUGUUCUGCUUCUUCAACUCGGCACAACUUUUUUUCGUCUGCCAGGAGGCGAACUAGAACCAGGCGAAGACGAAGUAGAAGGUUUGAAACGGCUUCUAACUGAGUGUCUCGGUCGACAAGAUGGCGUCAAGCAUGACUGGAUCGUUGAAGACACCAUUGGGAAUUGGUGGCGACCGAACUUUGAACCUCCUAGGUACCCUUACAUUCCGGCCCACGUGACGAAGCCUAAAGAGCAUACUCGACUGUUUCUUGUCCAGCUUCAUGAAAAAGCACUAUUUGCAGUUCCAAAAAAUUAUAAGCUCGUUGCCGCACCUCUCUUCGAACUUUACGACAAUUCGCAGGGGUACGGACCGUUGAUAUCGAGUCUUCCUCAAGCAUUGAGCAGGUAUGUAUUAAACCUGUGA
This is a messenger RNA of Soboliphyme baturini, 597 nucleotides long. The record is from the annotation of a GenBank genome assembly. Lineage: Eukaryota; Metazoa; Nematoda; Enoplea; Dioctophymatida; Soboliphymatidae.